UGUUGAGUGAGUCAUUAUCAACAGGCGUACACCAUGAGUGAGCGACUUCUGGAUAUUCCUUGCAAGGUGUGCGGGGAUAGGAGCUCUGGAAAACACUAUGGUAUCUAUAGCUGUGAUGGUUGUUCCGGCUUCUUUAAGCGAAGUAUACACAGGAACAGGGUUUACACAUGCAAGGUCCAGGGCGACAAGAAGGGGAUGUGUCCAAUAGAUAAGACGCAUAGAAACCAGUGCAGGGCAUGUCGAAUACAGAAAUGUUUCGACGCUAACAUGAAUAAAGAAGCUGUUCAACAUGAACGAGGACCAAGAAAAUCAAAACUGAAGGUAACAGAGACACGCAGCAAUAAAUCAAUGAUACCAAUUGAGGCUCCCAUUGACCUUCGCGUUCCCGCUAAAUCCCAUGCCCUGAUAAUGGCCCCUCCAGUCGGGACAGGCCCCUACCCAAACGCCACACUGAUGCACAGCCUGUUGGCAGCAGAGCAGACACACGAUCCAAUCAUAUUCCAAGGUUUAAUGGCGCAUGCGCAGUUUGGAAUUCAUAAUCAUAUGAACCAAUCAGCGUUCAGGAUACCCCAACAUGCGAUGGUAGCACACAUGCGCGAAAGUUUACAAGAGGUGAUGGCACGGCUUUUGUUCAUAAUGUGUGCUUGGAUCAAAAACAUACCUGCUUUUAAAAAGCUCUCAAGUCGUGAUCAGGUUAUAUUAUUGGAGGAGACAUGGUGUGACUUGUUCUUGCUAAACCUCGCCCAGUGGAAUGUGCCCAUUGAGGUCCAAAACAUUCUAGAAUGUGGCUGUAUCAAAACAGAGAGUAUGUCAAGUGAGAAAAUGGCGUCGAUUUUAUCAGAUAUACGUCACAUCCGGGAUAUCGUCAACCGAUUUAGGGAACUUCGAGUUGACCUCGCAGAAUAUGCAUGUUUGAAAGCAAUAGCACUUUUUAGGACAGAGACAUCUGGACUCAGGGACAACCAGGCUGUCGAAGGCCUUCAAGAUCAGGCACAAUUAAUGCUGGGAGAAUACAUACGUCAUAGAUGUCCAAACCACGUGACUCGAUUUGGGAAAAUCCUUCUCCUGCUGCCAUGCUUACGCGUCGUUAGUCCAAAUAUUGUUGAGAAACUAUUCUUCAAAGAAACAAUAGGGGACAUUCCCAUCGAGAGACUAGUUGCAGAUAUAUACAAAGCAGAAACUACGUAGAAAACUAUAACAGCCAAGGUGGAAGAGUGUUUAUUUAUUCUAUAUCAAUAAAAACUACACAAUCAGAUUUAUAUCGUUUGUUGACCGUUGUUUACGUCUGAUGAUAAUUUAUAAAAUAGAGAAUAUUUAUACGAUUCGCCAUCAGAACAUUUACGAGGAGCAAAAGGUUGACAGUUAAAUGUUUUGUAAAACACAUAUAUUCGGAC
Owenia fusiformis is the source of this 1394-nucleotide messenger RNA. NCBI's taxonomy places the organism in Eukaryota, Metazoa, Annelida, Polychaeta, Sabellida, Oweniidae. The record is from the annotation of a GenBank genome assembly.